Messenger RNA from Arabidopsis thaliana (thale cress), 2839 nucleotides. RefSeq names its product disease resistance family protein / LRR family protein. The record is from RefSeq and is marked reviewed. Gene Ontology annotation, cellular component: plasma membrane. The coding region runs from base 19 to 2736 and encodes 905 amino acids. Gene Ontology annotation, biological process: signal transduction. NCBI's taxonomy places the organism in Eukaryota, Viridiplantae, Streptophyta, Magnoliopsida, Brassicales, Brassicaceae. The transcript has a single exon.
ACAAACAUAGCUUCAAGUAUGGACCUCAAGCUAAGGCCUAGCUUCUUCAUCUCUUUUCUGAUUCUCAUUUUACUUCUCAAAAAUCUUAAUUACGGAUCUGCAGCUAGUCCGAAAUGCAUAUCCACCGAGCGGCAAGCUCUUCUCACCUUCAGAGCAGCACUAACUGAUCUUUCGAGUAGGCUCUUUUCUUGGUCCGGACCUGACUGCUGCAACUGGCCCGGUGUUCUUUGCGAUGCUCGGACCAGCCACGUUGUCAAGAUUGAUCUCAGAAACCCGAGUCAAGAUGUUCGCUCUGAUGAGUAUAAAAGAGGUUCCUUGCGAGGGAAGAUACAUCCGUCUUUGACUCAACUCAAGUUCUUGAGCUAUCUGGACUUGAGUUCAAAUGAUUUCAAUGAACUAGAGAUUCCUGAGUUUAUUGGCCAAAUUGUUAGUCUAAGGUACCUGAAUCUUUCUUCCUCAUCGUUUUCCGGCGAAAUCCCAACGAGUCUUGGAAAUUUGUCGAAGCUGGAGUCUCUUGAUCUGUAUGCAGAGUCGUUUGGUGACUCUGGUACAUUAUCAUUGCGCGCAAGCAAUCUCCGGUGGCUUUCAAGUCUGUCUUCUUCCCUGAAGUAUCUCAACAUGGGGUAUGUAAAUCUAAGUGGUGCGGGUGAAACCUGGUUACAGGAUUUCAGCAGAAUCUCGGCGCUAAAGGAGUUGCAUUUGUUCAAUAGUGAGCUCAAGAACUUACCUCCCACCUUGUCUUCGUCUGCGGAUCUGAAGCUCCUUGAAGUUCUUGAUUUGUCUGAAAACUCUCUCAAUUCGCCGAUACCUAACUGGCUAUUUGGUCUUACCAACCUCAGAAAGCUAUUCCUCAGAUGGGAUUUUCUCCAGGGUUCGAUUCCUACGGGGUUCAAGAACUUGAAGCUUCUAGAGACACUUGAUCUGUCGAAUAAUCUGGCACUACAAGGCGAGAUUCCAUCGGUUCUUGGAGACCUUCCUCAACUGAAGUUUCUUGACCUUUCUGCAAACGAACUCAACGGUCAAAUCCAUGGGUUUCUAGACGCCUUCUCCAGAAACAAAGGAAACAGCUUGGUCUUUCUCGAUCUCAGUUCCAACAAGUUAGCUGGGACAUUGCCCGAGUCACUUGGAUCGUUGAGGAAUCUGCAGACUCUGGAUCUUUCAUCGAAUUCCUUCACGGGUUCGGUCCCUUCCUCGAUAGGAAACAUGGCGUCACUGAAGAAACUUGAUCUUUCUAACAAUGCCAUGAACGGGACAAUUGCGGAAAGCUUGGGGCAGCUUGCAGAGCUUGUGGAUCUGAACUUGAUGGCGAAUACAUGGGGAGGCGUUCUGCAAAAGUCACAUUUCGUGAAUCUCAGAAGCUUGAAAAGCAUCCGUCUAACAACUGAACCAUACAGAUCUCUUGUCUUCAAGUUACCAUCUACUUGGAUUCCUCCUUUCAGACUGGAGUUGAUCCAAAUCGAGAACUGUCGGAUCGGUCUGUUUCCAAUGUGGCUCCAAGUACAAACCAAGCUCAACUUUGUCACACUCAGAAACACUGGUAUUGAAGAUACAAUACCGGAUAGCUGGUUCUCUGGAAUCUCUUCUAAAGUUACUUACCUAAUUCUAGCAAACAACAGAAUCAAAGGUAGAUUACCUCAAAAGCUUGCGUUCCCAAAGUUAAACACCAUUGAUUUGAGCUCCAACAACUUUGAAGGCACUUUUCCUCUCUGGUCUACAAACGCAACAGAGCUGCGUCUUUACGAGAACAACUUCUCGGGUUCUCUUCCACAAAACAUUGACGUCUUGAUGCCAAGAAUGGAGAAGAUCUACCUCUUUAGCAACAGCUUCACAGGCAACAUCCCAUCGUCUCUAUGUGAAGUCUCCGGACUGCAAAUUCUGUCACUGAGGAAGAACCAUUUCUCUGGUAGUUUUCCAAAAUGUUGGCACCGUCAGUUCAUGCUUUGGGGAAUUGACGUGUCUGAGAAUAACUUAUCAGGCGAAAUACCAGAGUCUCUUGGUAUGUUACCUUCUCUCAGCGUCUUGCUUCUGAACCAAAAUUCGUUGGAAGGUAAAAUCCCAGAGAGUCUUCGGAAUUGUUCUGGCCUUACGAACAUAGAUCUCGGAGGAAACAAGCUGACCGGGAAGCUUCCUUCAUGGGUAGGAAAGCUGUCUUCUCUAUUCAUGCUUCGUCUGCAAAGUAACUCCUUCACUGGUCAAAUCCCAGAUGAUCUCUGCAACGUUCCAAAUCUACGCAUUCUGGACCUCUCCGGAAACAAAAUCUCGGGCCCUAUUCCAAAAUGCAUCAGCAAUCUCACAGCCAUUGCUCGAGGUACAAACAAUGAGGUGUUCCAGAAUCUAGUCUUCAUUGUGACCAGAGCUCGUGAAUACGAAGCCAUAGCCAAUAGCAUAAAUCUUUCAGGGAACAACAUAAGCGGAGAGAUCCCAAGAGAAAUCUUAGGCCUCUUGUAUCUCCGAAUCCUGAAUUUAUCAAGAAACUCCAUGGCAGGAAGCAUUCCCGAGAAAAUAUCAGAACUGAGUCGCUUGGAGACGCUUGAUCUAUCAAAAAACAAGUUUUCUGGAGCCAUACCUCAGAGCUUCGCAGCAAUAUCUUCUCUGCAAAGGCUGAAUCUUUCGUUCAAUAAACUGGAGGGGAGCAUACCUAAGCUUCUCAAGUUUCAAGAUCCAUCCAUUUACAUUGGAAAUGAAUUACUCUGUGGGAAACCACUUCCUAAAAAAUGUCCAAAAGACAUUAAAUAGCAAAAUGUUGUAGUGAAUUGAGCAUAAGGAAGGUGCUAAGAAGUACCUUACAAGAUAAUGUACCUGCUCAUAUACCAAUAAUAAUAAAAUUAUCAGCUCAAUU